CGCCAACACUUCUCCACACGGCCUCGUCCUCUCACCAGCAACCACAUCCACCUCCUACCGCACACACACGCCACCAUGGAGCUCGACUACGGCGCCUCCGAGGAGCCUUCGCACCAGCUCGUCGUUGGUGACAUUGUCGAGGACGCAGAGCAAGAGCCCGAGGUGCCGCUGAGCCCGCGCAGCGCCGCAGAGGCCAGCCUGCAGGCGCAGCGCCGCCAGGAGGCUGAGCGUCGUGGCGCCUCGUACUAUGCCCUGCCGCAGCGCGAAGCUACUGCCCAUCUGGAGCUCGAGGUGGAGCGCGAGGAGGAAGAGGAGGAGAAGCAGGACCUCACGCCGCCGGAAGUGCCUAUCCCCAUCGGCGGUGGGCUGGAUGUGCGUCUCUCCGCGCUGCACCUCUCCGGCCCGCCGAUCACGCAGCUCUCCACGAGCAGGCUCUUUGCGCUCAUCACGCAGUGGGGCGCCGCACCGCUCGGUCUCGAGUGGGUCAAUGACUCGUCCUGCGUCGUCGUUUUCGCCAAUGCGAUUGCCGCGCUCUCCGCUCUGCAACUCGUCUCGCGGCCCUGGUACACGCCGGCCUACCCGAUUCCGGAGGCGCGCCUCGUCGAAGCCGCAGCACGGGUACAGCAGCAGCACGAGCGCAGCGAACCAGUGGAGGACGAGAUCCCAAACGAGUUCGUUCUCGCUCUCCUCACGCCUCGCCGCACUCGCGCCGUGCCCGUCAAGCUCUACACGCCUGCCGAGCGCGAUGCAUUGGCGGCUGCACGAGCGCCUGCGCCGCAAGAAGAGCUGCCCGAGGAUGCACCGGCCAUCUACGCCGAGAUGCAAGCCGAAGAGGCUGCACUGCGGGCUGCUGAGCCCGCACAAGUGGCUUUACGCGCGCUGCGUGCACCACUCUUUGCACGCUUUGCGCUAGACAGUGCGGACAACAAGCGCAGCCAGGCAGCCAGUAGCUCGAAGUGGUAUGCGCAACACGGCAAAGGCGCAGGCAAGGACGUCGUGCCACGUCUCCUCGAGGUGCGCGAGAAGAAGGCGCGCGGCAGAGGCCUGGCGGGUGGUGCCAUGAUGGACGAUAUGGAUCGCGAGCUCGAUGAGAUGCGCGUGAAGCGCGAGCAGGAGGAGAAGAUGGGCAUUUCGGCCGAGCCGGCGCCCGCUCAAGAUCAGUGGAGGCACGAUCGCUUCGAGGGCGUCAAGCGCGAGGAUGGUGGACGACAGCGCGGGCGCAGGGCGCAACCUCGAGGCGGACUGGAUGCGCUAGACGAGGAGCUGGAGGAGUUCCGCUCAGAUCGGGCCCGCUCGGCAUCGCCCGUCCGGCCGACGAACAACGGGCAGAUUCGCAUUCGAGGAAGAGGAGCGAUGCGCAGUGCCCUGGCAUGGGCAGACGAGGAUGAAGUGGCGCGCAGCAGCAGUAGCAAGAAGGCAAGAGGCCUGGAGGCUCGCCUUGGCGCCGGCAAGCUUGCAGAUCGCUUCGCAGACAACCUCGAGAGCCGCUUCUCGUGAGCGCGACAUGCACGGCCCCACGUCGCUCUUCUGCCCGCUCUCUUGCGCUCGCAUGAAUCGUCCUUUCCUGCACUCUCGCUGUUGCUAUCUACACACCGUCUGGUCCGCAGCUCUUCGAGGCGCACUUCUGCAACGAGUCCCCUCAAUGUAUGCUCUCACGCUCUCACUAUGUCAUUGCUCUUCUGCCUG
Messenger RNA from Tilletiopsis washingtonensis, 1686 nucleotides. RefSeq lists its product as hypothetical. The record is from RefSeq and is a predicted model, not a curated record. Gene Ontology annotation, cellular component: nucleus; cytosol. The transcript is spliced from 2 exons. Gene Ontology annotation, molecular function: RNA 7-methylguanosine cap binding; mRNA binding. Lineage: Eukaryota; Fungi; Basidiomycota; Exobasidiomycetes; Entylomatales. Bases 76 to 1497 code for a protein of 473 amino acids.